Messenger RNA from Microthlaspi erraticum, 219 nucleotides. The record is from the annotation of a GenBank genome assembly. NCBI's taxonomy places the organism in Eukaryota, Viridiplantae, Streptophyta, Magnoliopsida, Brassicales, Brassicaceae.
AUGGGUUUGACCAAUUUCAUAUUGACGGUGGCCGGCGUUGGCGCGGUGGUGCUCCUCUUGAAGGGCGACGUCAAGCAAUCCCCCUCCGUUUUCAGGCGAAACGUCAAGCAUAUUCGCAGCUGGAUCGAAGAAGAAACCUCCGCCGCCUCCAAGGCAGCGGAGUCCAAGACACCAAAGGAGAUGGAUUCCAAGGUUCCGAGGAAGGAAGAGAAGGAUUAG